Wasmannia auropunctata (little fire ant) is the source of this 3159-nucleotide messenger RNA. RefSeq lists its product as uncharacterized. The coding region runs from base 775 to 2805 and encodes 676 amino acids. NCBI's taxonomy places the organism in Eukaryota, Metazoa, Arthropoda, Insecta, Hymenoptera, Formicidae. The transcript has 12 exons. The record is from RefSeq and is a predicted model, not a curated record. Gene Ontology annotation, cellular component: membrane. Gene Ontology annotation, molecular function: glutamate-gated receptor activity.
ACUUAUGUCAACGACGUUGGUGGUAGCUACGUGUUUAUUCAGGGUUCGCUAUCGAGGUAGUUAUCUGCUGUCAAAUUGCACCCCGAGUGUCUCAUUGUACACGAAGGCUACGUGGGUACUGCACGCACAGAACGUACAGACACCAUUCCACGUACAAUUUUAUUUCGAGUAACUCACCAAGUCCGACUCUCAUUCUCAUGCCAGACUUACUCGGUUAACGUAACAGCCUUUGAGUGUAACAAUCUGAAAAAAAAAAACGAAUUUUCGAGGAACUUAUUGUGGCAGAUAAUUAUGAUCGAACGAGUCGACUUCAUACUUCAAUUGAUAUUAAUUAACUUAAUUAUAAUUAAGUGUGUUCAAAUGGAUAUUUAACUCAAUAUCAAACCAUUGAUAACUCUAAUUAAUUCUAGUUAAAUAUUCCAGCAAAAAAAAGUUAAUUCUUAUUUAAGUGUCUCGUUUAAAAAAAAAUUCUUACAUAAUAUGUUGAUUUGCGUGAUGUAAUCAGUGUAUCUUAACAGUGUUGUUUAUUAUUCUGAGAAGUUCUAAAUAACAGUUCGACUACAAAGAUAAUGAGACAUGUAGAUAAUGACUGAAAAUUAAACAUUACGUACGUAUGCAAUACAUAUGCAACGUUUAUUAACUUACGAGAUACUCUAGAUAUUAUUAAUUUCCGAACGCAACUGGUUGUUUAUCACUCUUGGAAUUAGCGUUAACGAUUACUUGCAUAAAGAUUGCAUCUUAAACUGUAAUAACUUUUCUUGAUAAUGACACAUCAUGAAAGUGAAUUCAAUACUUGGUGUUUUAUCGCUCAUCAUUAUUCCGGUAUUAACUGACAAGAGAAAUAUUAUGAAGAAUUUCAAAGUGGAAUCCUGGAUUUCAACCGAAAAUUUUACGACAAUGGUUAAGAAAUCGUUUCUCUACUCCAAAUGUUGCAAUAUUUUUUUAAGUGACUCGAUUUACGUGGAAGUACUAUUUCAUCAAUUUGUCAAUAUUUAUCCGUACGAAUAUCUUCUACAUAGAAUGCUGUAUGGCUGUCAAGGAUAUUUCUUGCUGGGAUCGAGGGAUAAGGAAAUAGAACAGAUUAUGCAAAGAGUACCUUCGUCCAUUUCAACGACUGAAAUUCUUGUCAUCAUCGAUGGUGAAUUGAAAAAUACUUCGAAACUUUUUAAUGUCUCUUUAUACGGAAAUUCCAAUGCGAAUAUUGUAUCAAGAUCCGGAAUUUGGACCUUAUCGGAAAACUAUUUGGAACCAAGAUUUUUUCUAAAAGUAAACAGUUACGAGGAGCUCAUGUCUGAAUUCACUACGGUUAAUAUGAGAGGUAGAGAACUACAAGUAUGUACCUUUUAUCGGCCACCCUUUACCUACCUCAAUCAAACAACGAAGAAAAUAAUUAACGGCGUUGAGAAAGAGAUCUUCCUAGCAGAUAAUGAUAAUGAAAAGGAUGGAAUAGAAAUGAAACUGUUUCUGGUCAUAGCGGAAAAGUUGAAUUUUACUUGGACAAUACACAAGAUAUCAGGAGAGGAAAGGUACGGUCGGCGCGUAAAUGGCACAAAUUAUGGUGGCGGCGUCAUCCAACUUGUACAAGAGAAAAAGAUUGAUUUAGCAUUCGGAAGUAUCUGGUUAACGCAGAAUCACAACGAAUUCGUAAAUAUGACCACACCGUGGAUUCAGAUGUUUAUACAUUUUUUGGUACCGCGACCACAACCAGUCACCAAUUUCUGGGCGCUUACAAGACCUUUCUCAAUAGAAUGUUGGAUUCUUGUAAUAGUCAUGUUAUUCGUUGAAAGCAUAUAUAUGUAUACACGUGCUAGAAUUGAUCCGAAAUUUCCAAAACGUUUUCGGAGCAUUUUCGGUGUGAUUACGGAAUUGAUCGGUCGUUUAGUGGGUGCGUGGAUGCCGAGAAAUACCGCGAAUGCUAGGUUCGAAUUGCAUUUAUGGCAAACUACAGGAUUUCUGUUAGUAACUGCAUACUGUAGCAGUCUUGCAGCAAGACUUACAAGUUUGGAAUAUGAGGACAGAAUCGAUACGGUACGUCAAUUUCUUGAAGCUAACUUAUCGUGGGGUCAUUUGGGGGAAGAGCCAUAUUGGUCUGACUACUUUGACUUGAAUGAUCCUUACAUGAGUCAGAUGCCGACGAGAUAUAUACGCGUGACUGGUCAAGAGGAAUAUGUAUAUAAAUUAAUUGAGCAGAAGAAAUUUGCAAUUUUCGGGAGAAUCGUAGACUCGAUCUUCUUUCCUGAUGAUGCAAUCUUCAACGAUCAUGUUAAAGGUCAGAGAAUCAUGAAAGAAAAAGUGGGCAACUACUAUACAUCCUUUGCGGUCCAACCGUGGCUGUUACGACCUAUUGACACGGUAACGCUCUGGUUGAAGGAGUCAGGCAUUGCUCGCUUUCAUCUCAGCGACGUUAUUCACCGAAGAGCCAGUCUUAGUCUUCGCGAAGUUGUCAAGGAAUACGAUGGUCUCAAUACGAGUUACAUAACCCUCGGACUGACACCAUUAGGUGCCGGAUUUUCAGCGCUCAUCGUUGGCCUCCUAGCAUCUACACUGGUAUUUAUAUAUGAGUUGAAACAAGCUGCUGAUUCACGACCGAUUCGCGAGGUGUUUCGAGAUAUUCAAAAGAAACGAGAGAUGUACAAGACUCAUAAAAGAAAAUAUUGGAGAGAAACUGAGCUAACAGAUCACAAUUCAAGCUACAGAAGUUUCGACUCAUUUGUAAUAAAGUCUACCAGUCAUACAACAAGUACUGAAUUUGCGCGAAAAUCUAAUGACGAGAUUUUUCAUAUAAAUAAUUUAUAUAAUAUGUAAAUAUAUGUAAAGUGUUAUUAAUUUUUUUAUUUUAUAGAAUAUUAAAUUAACAUUAAAUAUAUUGUUACGCCCGUGCUUCGCGGUGUCGGCCGAGCAUAAGUUGCGCCGACUGAAAUCGUCCGCGGAAGCGGACAAGGGAGAGUUGCUCCCUUAGCAACGUGUUGUUUGGCGGGACUCUGAGAUUAACGCGAGUUUGACAUUUACUCUUUGGUGUAUUAAGUGUUAAUAAAUCAUUGCAAUUCUUUUGUAAUCGAGUGUGUUGCUCUUUUCCGCGCGAGCUCGCAAGUAUCUUUGCCGCAGGCGCGAGUGCAACAGUGAGCGCGAGCGUAACAAUAUUGUAUAUGCAAUGCUUAU